AUGAAGAGAACCAACUUCACAGAGGUAAGAGUGUUUGUUUUCCAAGGUUUCUCCAAUUUCCAAGAACAUCAGCUCACACUCUUCAUUGUCUUCUUUGUCCUAUACAUCCUGACUCUGACUGGCAAUUUCAUCAUUGUGACCAUUAUCCGCAUUGACCACCGCCUUCACACACCCAUGUAUUUCUUCUUAAGUGUUCUCUCUACUUCAGAGACUUUCUAUUCUCUGGUCAUCAUCCCACGUAUGCUUGGUAGCCUUGUGGGUCUGAGCCAAUCCAUCUCUCUGGAGUGCUGUGGGAUUCAGCUAUAUUUUUUCCUUGGAUUUGCAAUCACAAAUUGCCUCCUGCUAGCAGUCAUGGGUUAUGAUCGCUAUGUGGCCAUUUGCAACCCUCUUCGCUAUAACAUCGUCAUGAAUUGGAGGGUGUGUGUCAUUCUGGCAUCUUCAGUCUGUGUCACAGGGUUCUUGCUUGCUCUACUUCAGGCUGUGUCCAUAUUCAGGCUGCCAUUUUGCAAGACACUGAUUGAACAUUUCUUCUGUGAAGUCCGACAAAUUUUAGCUGUGGCCUGUACAGUGCCAGUCUUCAAUACCAUCUUGACAUUACUUCUCACCUUCAUGGUCAUCACAGCCCCUGCCACUUUUCUAUUUGUCUCCUAUGUCCUUAUUAUUUCCACCAUUCUCAAGAUUGCCUCAGCUGAAGGCCGGAAAAAAACUUUUGCCACAUGUGCCUCCCACCUCACUGUGGUCAUCAUCCACUAUGGCUGUACCUCUAUUGCCUACUUCAAGCCCAUGUCAGAGAACACUGGAGACCAGAAUCAGUUUAUCUCAGUGAGUUAUACUCUAAUAACACCUCUACUAAACCCUGUUGUAUAUACUUUGAGAAACAAAGAAGUUCAGGAUGCUCUGAAAAAAGUGUUGGGUAGAAAAUUCCUAUCAUAG
Grammomys surdaster is the source of this 933-nucleotide messenger RNA. Its product is annotated as olfactory receptor 10J1-like. Bases 1 to 933 code for a protein of 310 amino acids. Gene Ontology annotation, biological process: G protein-coupled receptor signaling pathway. The transcript has a single exon. Gene Ontology annotation, cellular component: membrane. The record is from RefSeq and is a predicted model, not a curated record. NCBI's taxonomy places the organism in Eukaryota, Metazoa, Chordata, Mammalia, Rodentia, Muridae. Gene Ontology annotation, molecular function: olfactory receptor activity; G protein-coupled receptor activity.